Messenger RNA from Panicum virgatum (switchgrass), 1050 nucleotides. Its product is annotated as expansin-A15-like. Gene Ontology annotation, biological process: plant-type cell wall organization. Bases 119 to 889 code for a protein of 256 amino acids. Gene Ontology annotation, cellular component: extracellular region. Lineage: Eukaryota; Viridiplantae; Streptophyta; Magnoliopsida; Poales; Poaceae. The transcript has 3 exons. The record is from RefSeq and is a predicted model, not a curated record.
ACCACUUCUUGCCAACAGUUCUUCUUGCUCGAUCUAUCCUCCGAUCGUGAGCUUCGUGGCCGGUUUUCACUAUCUAGCUAGAUCCUACCGUUUGAUCGAGACGCCGCCGGGGGUGGCAAUGGAGACGCCCAAACUGCCUCUGGCUUUCUUCCUCACCGUCGCCGCGCUGCUCGCCGCGCCGGCCGCCGUGGCGGCCUGGUCCAAGGCCACGGCCACGUUCUACGGCGGCAGCGACGCCUCCGGCACAAUGGGCGGGGCGUGCGGGUACGGCAACCUGUACACGACGGGGUACGGCACGGCCACGACGGCGCUGAGCCAGGCGCUCUUCAGCGGCGGCGCGUCGUGCGGCCAGUGCUUCCAGAUCGCCUGCGACUCCCAGACGGACGGGCGGUGGUGCCUCCCGGGCGCCGGCCCCGUGACGGUCACCGCCACCAACCUCUGCCCGCCCAACUACGCGCUCCCCAGCGACAACGGCGGCUGGUGCAACCCGCCGCGGACGCACUUCGACAUGGCGCAGCCGGCCUGGGUCAAGAUCGGCGUCUACCAGGGCGGCAUCAUCCCCGUGCUGUACCAGCGCGUGGCGUGCGCCACGCAGGGCGGCGUGCGCUUCACCAUCACGGGAUUCAACUACUACGAGCUCGUACUCAUCUCCAACGUCGGCGGCAGCGGCUCCGUCGCCAGCGCCUGGGUUCAGGGCACCUCCACCAACCGGGUGCCCAUGAGCAGGAACUGGGGCGCCAACUGGCAGUCGCUCGCCGGGAUCGCCGGACAGGCGCUCACCUUCGGCGUCACCACCACCGGCGGACAGACCAUCAUCUUCCAGAACGUCGUGCCGCCCAACUGGGCAUUCGGCAUGUCCUUCAUGAGCAACCUGCAGUUCUCCUACUGAUCACUCACCCUGCCUCUGCCUGCACUUAGCGCCUAGCUAGGACGACGGAGCACUGACUGUUGGCUAUAGCAUUCUUCAGAUCGACCGUCAGUAGAUAGAUUAUUGGAGGCCGGAAAGCUCUCCGGCUGGAGCACUUGCAUGAUGUGCAAAUAUGUUCUUCA